Molecule: messenger RNA, 1824 nt
Organism: Dermacentor andersoni
Lineage: Eukaryota; Metazoa; Arthropoda; Arachnida; Ixodida; Ixodidae
Product: xaa-Arg dipeptidase-like
Molecular function (GO): dipeptidase activity
Source: RefSeq, a predicted model, not a curated record
UUCCUGACAACCCGUGCGUGCGUCGCGCGCAGCCCUGAUCGAGGACGGCGGCCAGUACCCGAACAUCAUCACCGAGUCGAGCCGGCUGGUGUGCCACGUGCUGACGCUGGACCCCGAGGAGGAGCUGGACGCGCUGCAGGCGCGCGCCGAGCGCUGUCUCUGCGCGGCCGCGCACGCCACCGGCUGCAAGGCGACCAUCGCCCGAGGCCGCCGCUGCAGGCUGUUUGCGCACAACGACGCGCUCGUGAGGGCCUACAGGAGUCACGGAAAGAAGCUCGGCGUCCACUUCGUGGACAUGGACUUGACCCGCGCGGUGCCAACAGGAGGCGCCAGCGACGCCUCCAACGUGUCCCACGAGGUGCCCACGCUGCUGCCAGAGUUCGCCAUCGGCUCGGUGCAAGACAGCCACACGCGGGAGUUCGCACAAGCCGCGGGAUCCGAAAGCGCCCAGGCUCCCACUCGGAGGGCGAGCCAGAUGCUGGCGCUAACAGCUCUGGACGUAUUCGCCGACCCCCAGCUGCUGCCCAGGGCACGCAAGGACCUCGCGGAAUGGAAGGCGGCCAGGCGGUCUCCAUGCACCUGCCCCACGAUGGCGGGCUCUGGCUCGAAGGCUGUCUGAGGACGCCGAGAAUGCAAUCUGAAUUUCAGCUGACGUACUGCAGAGCGCCGGCUGAAAUGCCGGCGAUCGACCUCUGCUGUAUUACCAUAUCUGCCAUAUGCAAAUGAAAUACGCUAUUUCUUGAUCAGAAAUUUUCUGUACUCAAUUUUGCUUUUAACUAGCAAAGUUGUCAUAGGUGAUGUCCAAGUCCGCAACCCAGCGGCGGCUUUCUCCGAGUAACAGAAGCUUAUCGCGAAGACCAUGCUUCUGUUAACUACGUGCGCCGGAAGAGACUGCGGAGCCGAAAAACACGCCAUAGGUGCCACGGUUUGGACACUACCGUCUGUUUCUGUUCGACUCAGCGGCCAUCUGCGGCUGAGACCAAGGUAGCUGGACUACUUAUACUGACUGGCCCGGCGGCUAUAUGCCGAUUGAAGCGGAGUGCAAGAAUUAACGCUCGUGCACUGUAAAUGACGUGCAAGGAACUUGAGCGGCCACGUACGUACGAUAGCAUUCUGCAACCACAUAUCUAAUGUAGUCCACGUGUUGCUUUGGAACCUGCCGCGGUAGCGCACUAAGCAUAGCGUUGUGCUGUGGAGCACGAUUUCGAGCCUUUGAUUUCAACCACAGCGGCCAUCUUCCGAUGUGGGCGGAAUACAAUAAAAAAAAAAAAAAAUCCUCGUGUACCGUUUUUUGAGUGCACGUUGACGAACCCCAGGUGGCCAGAAUUAUUCGAGAGUUCUAGACUACGGCGUACCUCAUGGACCACCGUGAAGUUGCAGGGCGUUAAACUUUAGCAGUUUAAUUAAUUGCUACCGCUUGAGGAUGUUAUGUAGGUUGAAAGGAGCACGAUAUGACAUUGAAGGUCUCGUCUUCCAGUUGGCAGAGGUCGCAAGUCCGGUAUUUCUCGAAGGGAAAUGCAGAUACCAAUUAAAGAGCAAUAAAACCGGUGUACUCCGUAAAUAGUGAACUUGCCAUGCGCCCUGCAUUCACAGGGCAAGGCAAGGCGUCCCACAACACGCGCGUUACGUGUUCAGCACCUCGAAUACGCAGAAUGAGCUGAGCAAGCAAGCAAGAGCCAGGGAAAAAAAAAAAAAAAACUACACGCUAACAUUGUCGAUUCGCAUGCGUCAAGAACAGCUUGUACUUGCAGAAAAAAAGAAGCGCGCGUGGAAGCGACGUUCGCGCAGCGCUACAUAGUUCAGGAAAUACCGGGUACCACUGUC